Closterium sp. Yama58-4 is the source of this 1929-nucleotide messenger RNA. The record is from the annotation of a GenBank genome assembly. NCBI's taxonomy places the organism in Eukaryota, Viridiplantae, Streptophyta, Zygnematophyceae, Desmidiales, Closteriaceae.
AUGGACUUGUCGCAAGGAGGCCGCGCCGAAGCGCGGCAAAUUUGUUCGGAUAACGCUUGGCCCAUCCAACAAGACGAUUCUCGUCCGAUUGACGUUGUUGCGCCCCGAGCGCUCGUGGAGCCGCGUCAAGAGGCGUACGAGGGAACCGAUGACGACGACGACGACGAGUCGCACGCGUGGAAGAUGCCGCUUGCUGCGACGAUGAGGGCGGCGUCCGCACCCACAGGCUCUGCGUUCGGCGGAACCCUGUCGCGCGUCGCAUGUCGCAGUCGCAUUAGGAACGUGCGAAGCUCCGGUUGGGCGUCGGACGGCGAGGAGUCGGACGACGGCGGCGACUGGUGUGCGACGGUCGCGCACGACGAAUGGGCGCCGGUGCGACGGCGACUGUCCUUCGCCGAGCAAGAGUCGACGGGCGACGAGGCUGCGACUACCGGCAGGCCGGAGGCGGGAAUUGAGGAGAGGGGGGCCGGAAUCUCCCCCUGUGGCGGUGUGAGCGACCUUCUUGCUGCGUUCGCUCGCACGUGCUCCAUCGCCGCCGCUUGUCCUGCGCCCGCAGCCACGUGUCCACCCGUCGUUGCGUCGCAAGAAGCGUCGCACGGCAUGGAGGUCGCAUUCGCUGCACGAGCGCUGGUUGGCGUCGCAGGGGAGCGCGGAAUUGGGGGCGGCGAAGGCGGGGAGCGGGGGUUGGGGGUUGUAAGGUGGAGGGUACGGACGUGCGGGGCAGGGGGCAUGGGGGGUGGUGGAGCGGGGAUGAAAGGGGGAAAGCGCAGGGCGGAGAAGAGAGGGAGGGAGAGUGAUAGCGAUGGGGAUAGGGAAAGUGGGGAGGAGAGUGAGGAGGAGAGCGGUAGUGGCGGCGACGGUACGUCUGGGAGUAGUGGCGAUGGGGAUGACGACGAGGAGGGGGAGGAGGAGGAGGAAGGAGAGGAGAGUGAGGAGGACGAAGAGGAGGAGGGUGAUGAAGAGGAGGAGGGUGAGGAGGAGGAAGAGGAGGAGGAGGGAGAGGAGGGUGAAGAGGAGGGAGAGGCGGUCGAAGAGGACGAGGAAGAGGAGCGUCAAGAGGAGGAGAUGAAGCAGGGGUGCGGCCGCAUCGCGCUCAUCCACCGCCUGCACUUCCCCGACUCGGGCCGCUUCCGAGGAAUUGCACUCGUCACUUUUAAGACGGCCAUCGGAGCACGCAAGGCAUUGGAGCUGGACGGCGUUGACAUGGACGGCCGUUUCCUUCGCAUCAAGCCCUGCCGGGUCAACCCCUCCGCCUCCUCCGGCCCCACUCCUCCUACCCUCUCCGCUGCUCACCCCAUCCCCACCACCGCCACCGCCGCCGCACCCCACCCCAAGGCUCCCUCCGACCUGCCGCCUCCCCAGCGCGCACCAGGCAGUCUCCGCGCGUACGUGGGCAAUCUGGCGUGGAGCAUGGACGAGGCGGCUGUAGCGGCCUUCUUCCCCGGCUGUAGCAUCGCCGCCGUGCGCCUGGCGAGGAAUGCGGAGACCGGGCGGCACAAGGGGUACGGGCAUGUGGAUUUUGCGGAUGAGGAGAGCUUGGAGCGGGCGAUUGGGAGGAAUCAGCAGGUGGCGUGCGGUAGGCCGGUUAAGGUGGCGUAUGCUGUGGCUAGCAGGGGGGGUGUGGUAGGCGGAGGGGGUAUGGGGAGCGGAGGAGCAGGGGGGCCAGGGAGGAUGGGAGGGGUAGCAGGGGGAGCAGGUGGAGCAGGGGGUGGGGGAAGCGGGCAUGGGGGUGCGGGGGCUGGGGGUUUUGCAGUGGAGAUGGGGGGAGGUGGGGAUGCGAUGGAGCAGGAGCAUGGAGGGGCGGGGGGCAGGAAGGGUAAGGGAAGGAAGAAGGGCGCGGAGGGGUGUUUUGUGUGUGGGGAUGAGGGGCACAAGUCGUUUGACUGCCCGGAGAAACACCGCAAGAUGAAGCGACACAAGAGCCAGUGA